Molecule: messenger RNA, 2395 nt
Organism: Cuscuta campestris
Lineage: Eukaryota; Viridiplantae; Streptophyta; Magnoliopsida; Solanales; Convolvulaceae
Source: the annotation of a GenBank genome assembly
UUAAAAAAAACACACAUGGAAGAAAUACACUGUAGCUGCUGUGAAAAGUGAAAACCACUUCCUUCAUAAAGAAGAUCACGGCGGCUCCCCAGUUUCCAAUCACCCCGGAACCCUGGAAAUCCAAAUUGAAGAUCAAUCAAUUGCAAUCUGAAAACCCAAAAUCGCAGUAUAUACCGAUUCCUUGCGGACAAUCUGGUUCCGAAUUAAUCCAUUUCCGUUCAAUUCAUCAUCAUCAUCAUCAUCAUCCCAAUCAAUGACAUGAAACCCCCAGUUUCAGAUCUGGCCGGAACAGAUUGCGGUGAUUAUUGCGCCGGGGGGACUGUUCGGUUCGUGUUGCGGAAUCGGAGCUCGGAAUGGGAGUGAGGGACUCGAUCAAUAGAACCCUAGUAUGCUUCCUGGUGUUUGGGGUUUUUCUAGUAGGGACUUUGAUUUACAACGGAACGAUCGAUUACAGGUCGAGAUUCGUGAUAUUCGAGUCCCCGGUGCGGGAGGACGCUCCCGGUUGUCCUGCCGCCGGGGAGCCUCUGAGGGUGUUCAUGUACGAUCUGGAGGCCAAGUACAAUGUGGGGCUGAUGAAAGGCGGCCAUGUCAGUGGGAAGCCGGUGACCGUGUCUACUCUGCCGCUGUGGCCGGAGAGUAAUACAGGGCUGAGGAGGCAACACAGCGUGGAGUAUUGGAUGCUGGCGUCGCUGUUGCACGGAGGUGAUGGGGAGAAGGAUGAAGAAGCCAUGGAGUUUGUUAGAGUUUCUGAUCCUGACUCUGCAGAUGUGUUCUUCGUGCCAUUCUUUUCUUCCAUGAGCUACAAUACAUAUGUCAGGCAUGGUGAUUAUUCAGAGGAGAAGUUUGAUGUCCAGUUGCAGGCUGAAAUUGUUGAAUUCCUUAGGAAUUCCAAAUAUUGGAAGCAAUCUGGUGGUAGGGAUCAUGUCAUUCCCUUGCAUCAUCCAAAUGCCUUCAAGUUUCACAAAGCUCAGGUUAAAAAAGCUAUUUGGGUUGUAGCCGAUUUUGGUCGUGCAGACAGAAAUUUAUCGAAUCUGCGUAAAGAUGUCGUAGCGCCAUAUGUACAUGUGGUUGAAUCAUUUCUCGAUGAUGACCCUCCAGACCCGUUUGAGUCUCGCCCCACACUUCUCUUUUUCCGAGGGAGGACAGUUAGGAAAGACGAUGGAAGAGAUCGUUUGAGAUUGCAAAAAAUAUUAGCUGGUGAAAGGGAUGUCGUGUUCCAAGGAAGUGAAGAUGUGACAAAUAUUGGCAUACAAAAUUCCACCAAGGGAAUGCGCUUAUCAAAGUUCUGCCUGCAUCCUGCCGGAGACACUCCAUCGUCGUGUCGCCUUUUUGAUGCUAUUGUGAGCCAUUGCGUUCCUGUAAUAGUAAGUGACAAAAUUGAGCUCCCAUACGAAGACGAGAUCGACUACAGUAAGUUCUCUAUCUUUGUCUCGCGCGAGGAUGCCAAGAAAGAAGGCUUUAUACUGAAGCAGCUAAGAAACAUUUCGAAAACACGAUGGCUCGAGAUGUGGAGGCUGCUUAAGAGCAUCUCCCACCACUUUGAGUUUCAGUACCCUCCCAAGAAGGGCGACGCGGUCAGUAUGCUCUGGAGGCAGGUUAGGCACAAGCUUCCUGCUGCAAAUCUUGAUGUACAUAGAAGCAAGAGGUUAAAGGUCCCUGAUCCAUGGUGGAGAUAGUUUUUUUAACCAUCCUUUUAUUGGCCUUGGUUGAGAACAACGUUUCAAUCAGCAUUAGCGUUUUGGAUGAUUUUUUAAUGGCACAGAUUAACUUUGAAACCAUCGGAGCUAAACGCUGCCAUUAGACAGUCUUUUCAAAACGUUAAAGCUAAAUGCUAAAGCUGUUAGUCCCAACACGCGAAGCCGUACACGGCCACAGAAGAAUUUCCUUAUUAUUACAAGAUUUUUGUUCCAACGGUUACAUCUGGGUCGCGCUUCAUUGAGCUUUGAUGAAGGAACAUAGCAGCAGAGUGAGUUUUUUUUAUCGGGCUUCGGGCUUUCUACAAGCAAUAGAAGUGCAUCUUCUAGUUGUGGUUCCUGGCAGUCUUCAUUCUUGGAAUAGGGCAUUAUGGGAAAGUGUGUGUGAAGGUGCAAUAAGAGGUGAGUCCUACAGUUUAUGUAAUGAAAAAUAUGUGGACCCCAUAAUGAGCAUGCACGUUGAUAGUAUGGAUCAUCGUGAUGUCAUCACCCGAUAAAAUGAUCUCAUCUUGAUCGUCCAUACUAUCAACAUGCUUGUUAUGGAGUAUAUGUUUUUCGGUUUAUGUAACAACAUUUGUACCACUCAAAUUUAUGUGAUUUGUGGAUAGGGGAGAUGAGAAGAAAGGUGAUGAUAAUAGCAGAAAAAAAAAGGGAAAAUAAGUAGGGAGUAUUUUUUUUUUUAAAAAAGUUUGGUAUUAUAU